Messenger RNA from Pollicipes pollicipes, 810 nucleotides. RefSeq lists its product as uncharacterized. Gene Ontology annotation, biological process: DNA integration. Bases 1 to 810 code for a protein of 269 amino acids. NCBI's taxonomy places the organism in Eukaryota, Metazoa, Arthropoda, Thecostraca, Pollicipedomorpha, Pollicipedidae. The record is from RefSeq and is a predicted model, not a curated record. The transcript has a single exon. Gene Ontology annotation, molecular function: nucleic acid binding.
AUGCGGGUGGCCGACACGCUGUCCAGGAUGCCGGUGGACGGUUCGGAGGACGCCCGAGAAGAUGCACAAGAAGAGGAUGAGCCACGUAGCGGCUGUGUGCUUUUCAUGGAGGACAGCGGACCGGCGCUGACAGCGCGGGACACCGCGGCUGGCACGCGCCGGGACCCGGUACUGGCGAGGGUUCUGGCGGCCGUCAGAUCCGGCUGGGAGGCAGUGGUCGACCCCGGGCUUGUCCCGUACAAGACGAAGGAGGAGAAGCUGUCGACGGAGGCCGGCUGCGUCCUGUGGGGCGGCCGCGCGAUCGUGUCGCGAUCACUCCGCUCCCAGGUCAAGACGGAAUUGCACGAGGGUCACAUCGGCUGUGCGCGGAUGAAGCAUCUGGCUAGGCGCUUCGUCUGGUGGCCGGGCCUGGACAUGGAGCUGGAAGCCCUGGCCAGAGGCUGUGCGGCGUGCGCGGCUGAGCGAGCUGAGCCGCCUCACUCAGUCCGUCACCCCUGGGAGCCAGCUGGCGGACCCUGGCAACGGGUGCAUGUGGGCUUCGCCGGACCGAUCUACGGCAGCAGCUACCUGGUGCUGGUGGACAGUUACACCAAGUGGCUGGAGGUGGUGGCAAUGAAGUCGACUGUAGCUGGGCGGACGGUGGCUGUUCUACGGGACGUCUUCGCACGACUGGGCCUGCCGCUGCAGGUGGUAAGCGACAACGGCCCACAGUUCGUCAGCGAGGAGUUCAGCACCUUCUUGGAAGCCAACGGCAUCCGGCACACCAGAGUCGCGCCGUACCAUCCAGCCUCAAACGAGUUGGCGGAGUGA